ACGAGCCCACAGCAGUCUGAGCAGCUGUCGCGCGCUCUCUGUCUCUGUGUUUAAUCAGUAAAAUGUGGAGUUUUCUCGCUGUUUUCACUCCUUUACUGGGAACUAAAGGAACACUGUGAGUCUGUUUGGAGUUCCUGUCUCUUCAGUAUGUUUCAGCCUGUUGUCUGACCGCAGCUGGAGCACGAGCGCUGUUCGCGGUGCUGAAAGGGUUUCCCGCCUCUGGAGAGAGAUGAGGAUGGACACGCGCUCUGUGGCGGGCUUUUUACCCGCCUGGAAACUACUUCUGUUACUCAGUGUGAGCCAGUGUAAAGAGAUGGACAGUGCUGCGAGGGCACGGCAGGUCCCGAUGUCUCCGUCGGACUUUCUGGACAAGCUGAUGGGGAGGACGUCAGGAUACGACGCCAGGAUACGACCCAACUUUAAAGGUCCUCCCGUCAACGUGUCCUGCAACAUCUUCAUCAACAGCUUCGGCUCCAUCGCAGAAACCACCAUGGAUUACCGUGUGAACAUCUUCCUCCGUCAGCAGUGGAACGACCCCCGGCUCGCUUACUCCGAAUACCCGGAUGACUCUCUCGACCUGGACCCCUCUAUGUUGGACUCCAUUUGGAAACCAGAUCUGUUCUUCGCCAACGAGAAGGGGGCCCACUUUCACGAAGUCACCACGGACAACAAGCUGCUCCGGAUAUUCAAGAACGGCAAUGUGUUGUACUCCAUUAGGCUAACGUUAACGCUGUCGUGUCCCAUGGAUCUGAAGAACUUCCCCAUGGAUGUGCAGACCUGUAUCAUGCAGCUGGAGAGCUUCGGUUACACCAUGAACGACCUGAUCUUUGAGUGGCAGGAGAACGGACCGGUCCAAGUGGCUGAAGGCCUCACGCUCCCUCAGUUCCUCCUCAAAGAUGAAUCAGACCUCAGAUACUGCACCAAGCACUACAACACAGGUAAAUUCACCUGCAUCGAGGUGCGGUUCCACCUGGAGCGACAGAUGGGUUACUACCUGAUCCAGAUGUACAUCCCCUCUCUGCUCAUCGUCAUCCUGUCCUGGGUCUCCUUCUGGAUCAACAUGGAUGCUGCUCCAGCCCGAGUGGCUCUGGGCAUCACCACUGUCCUCACCAUGACCACGCAGAGCUCAGGAUCCAGGACGUCACUGCCUAAGGUCUCGUACGUGAAGGCCAUAGACAUUUGGAUGGCUGUGUGUCUUCUCUUUGUCUUCUCCGCGCUGUUGGAGUACGCUGCCGUCAACUUUGUGUCGAGGCAACACAAAGAGCUGCUGCGAUUCAGACGGCAUCACAAGAGCAAGAGCAAGAACAGUGGAGGUGCAGUCGAUCCCGAGGAGCUAGCUGACUCCCUCCGUCGUGUUAACAUUGACAUCGGCCUCAAACCAUCACACCCUCUGUAUGGAUCUAUGAGCAACAUCUACACCGACAACCACAGGGAAGGGGAAGUUCAAGAGAGCAGACCGACCUCCACGGCUGCCGUGACCUCCACUCCCAGCAACAGCAAGGAGUCGAAGGCCAGCACCAACAACACGGUGGCCGUGGUGAACACGCCCGGAGCCACGGCGAACACUACCCAGAAUCCACCGGGGCCGACGACAGGUGGAGGGGGUAAAAGCACGGAGGAGAUGAGGAAGUUAUUCAUCGACAGAGCCAAGAAGAUUGACACCGUGUCGAGGGCUGGCUUCCCUCUCGCCUUUCUCUUCUUCAACAUCUUCUACUGGGUUCUUUAUAAGAUCCUGCGUCACGAAGACUUUCAUAAGCAGUAGAGAUCAUCACACACACUCCUGAUCUGAUGGCUUCAUGAGGACACGUCCGAGAGCAUCCAGAGUCACAAAAACAUCCUGUUUCUGAAAGCUCAUCAAUCCCAAUGUACAGAAACAAUCAUGAAGAUGAUUGAACGUUUUAUAACUCAGUUUAAAAAUAAAAGAUGUGUUCAAGCUGGAGGAGAAAACGUCUGCAGGCGCCGUGACGUGUUGACGGUAUAUAAUGAGAGGAUGUGGCCGACACGACUCCUCCUGUCCGGUCAUGAUGUUUGAAGAGCAUCCAAGAAGUUUUAUCACACGUUGGAAAUCCAGUUUUCUUUUUUUUUCUGAGUUGUGUUUAUUGACAGAACAGCUGAAGAGAGAGAGGCGGAGAGAGGAGAGAGACAUGCAGCAAAGAGUCAGGGACUGGAGUCGAACCAACAACCGCUGCGACCAGGACUACAUCCUCUGACAAGGGGCGGGUGCUUUAUCUGCUAGGCCACCUGCCGCCACUUUUAAAAGGAAACUGGACCGGAUCAACCUGAGCCAGACCUUUAAAGAAGACCUGGAUUACUGGACUUCGCCCUGCAGACUCUCACCACAGGGGGCGCCAAAACCCACACAAAGUGAAAGAUCCUAAAAGUUGUUCCGAUGUUGCGACGCCACAUCUGAGCGUGAUGACCUUGGGUGUGUCGAAGCAGGUUUUUAUACUAACGUCAUCACAGCAAUAACUCCACGCUGGUAUAGAUUAUUAAUCCUACAGUGUUAUAAAUUAUUUGGUGAAAUGUGUUAUUUAAACUAACUAUUUAAACAAAAUCCUUCUUUUAAUCCCAAACUAAUGUUAUCUUUAUGUCCACGAUGAUGCGUUUAAAAGCACAAUAUUUAAAAUAACUCUUAAAUUAUUCCCUCCUUCGUUAAAGUGUCGUUCUGUUUGGACAAAUUAAGAGUUUGUGUCUCCGCUGGGAUUAGAAUAAUCCAGAGUGUUGGAUCAUCCCUGCUGGAGCACAAACUGGAGCUUUGAUCCAGAUAUAAUCUUAAUCUCUUUCAAUGUCAAAAUGUUCUUUUAGACUAACAAAUUUAAAGAUUUGAUCUGGUCUUCUAUCUUUAAUCUAAUCAGAUUACUUGAUUACUGGCCUUCUUCAUGUUGGUGUGUUGGAACCAGAGGGGAGCAGUUUUGUUUGAGUCCCAUUGGUCCACAGUUAGAGGUCGAAUCAUACGAAUAACUUGAAUCUAACGAGAGGGGAGGGGUUCCCUUCAAACGCCACUCUAGUCUGCUGUUGUCAAACAAGGUUGAGCUCGACUGCAUUGAACGGUCGAGCUGGUUAUGCUAAAGGGGGCGGAGCUAACUUCCUAGUACAAACGAUAGCUGGAAUCAAGUGACAGACAAAGGUUUUCACAAAUUCACAUGAGUCCAGUUUUUUUCUCAUUCAUUUGUUCAAUUUACUUCAGUGGCGUGAAUUUGUGUCUUCGUGCGUGAUUACAGAGCCAUAACUAUGUGUUAUGACCAAUCAUCCUGGCUGAUGUGAUGACGUUAGAAGGAAGGGAGGCUGUGAAAAAACAAUACAAACUGAGUGAUUAAAGUGUUAUUAUAAACCAACAUUUUUAAGCCCCUGACGUUAGCGUGUGCAGAGUGCUCUGUGCUCUCAUUGGUCAACCUCACAGUCAGUAGACUAUGACUCACUACACGGGAUACAACCAUCAAGUUUCAGAGUCGACGGCUCUUAAAGUCCAUCGUCUGCUGCGUUGGGAUAUGAUCCUGUAGUCUGACCUCGGCAGUAAACUUCUGUAUGCAACACGUGGUGUCGCCCCCUGCUAGUCAUCAGAUGUAUGCAGGGUUAAGAUACUGAAGCACAGACUGCAUCCACUUUUUAUAAACAGUCACCUGAAGAACAGUUUCGAAGGAACCACUUCACCGUCUGUAGUUUUUUUAAAACAUCAAAUCAGCGUUAUUUAACUUGAAACUUGCACCAGCAGUGGACGUGCUGACAACGCCGACUCGCUCCACGUUCGUCUGUGUUUAUUUUUCAGAUCAGAUUCACUGUAGAUUAAAUGUAGUGUUCUCCCUCCGUGAGAGACGUUGGCUCUAAUCUGGGACGUCUGAAGACUUCAAACACUGUGACGGAGACAGACACGGACCUGAGGAACAAAGAGGACGGAGACGGUCCUGAGGAACAAAGAGGACAGAGACGGUCCUGAGGAACAAAGAGGACAGAGACGGUCCUGAGGAACAAAGAGGACAGAGACGGUCCUGAGGAACAAAGAGGACGGAGACGGUCCUGAGGAACGAAGAGGACAGAGACGGUCCAGAGGAACAAAGAGGACAGAGACGGUCCUGAGGAACAAAGAGGACAGAGACGGUCCUGAGGAACGAAGAGGACAGAGACGGUCCAGAGGAACAAAGAGGACAGAGACGGUCCUGAGGAACAAAGAGGACAGAGACGGUCCUGAGGAACAAAGAGGACGGAGACGGUCCUGAGGAACAAAGCAGACGGAGACGGUCCAGAGGAACAAACAGGAGAGAGACGGUCCUGAGGAACAAAGAGGACGGAGACGGUCCUGAGGAACAAAGAGGACAGAGAUGGUUCUGAGGAACAAAGAGGACAGAGACGGUCCUGAGGAACAAAGAGGACAGAGACGGUCCUGAGGAACAAAGAGGACAGAGACGGUCCUGAGGAACAAAGAGGACGGAUUAAUCGUCUGCUUUGUUAACAGUGACAAACGGACAAACCUCAGACGUGUGGAGCUCAUAAUCCAGCCGUGAUAACAGACAGAGAUCAGCUGAUGAUGCUCUGAGACUGAAAGAGGUGUGGGAACUACAGACACACACACACACACACACACACACACACACACACACACACAAACAAACACACACACACAGGAACUACACACUAUUUCGCCCACUCGUGUCUUACAACUCAGCUGCCAACGAUUUGUGUUUUUGUCCCAGACACUCUCAGCCCCACCUCAGCUGUUGGCACCGAUCCUCACUCUGUAACAAUCUGUUUCUGAGGCUAUCAUUAAGUAAACUGUAGCAACACUG
Molecule: messenger RNA, 4781 nt
Organism: Notolabrus celidotus (New Zealand spotty)
Lineage: Eukaryota; Metazoa; Chordata; Actinopteri; Labriformes; Labridae
Gene: glra3
Product: glycine receptor, alpha 3
Exons: 10
Coding region: 230-1762 (510 amino acids)
Biological process (GO): chloride transmembrane transport; chemical synaptic transmission; regulation of membrane potential
Cellular component (GO): synapse; neuron projection; plasma membrane
Molecular function (GO): glycine binding; transmembrane signaling receptor activity; transmitter-gated monoatomic ion channel activity
Source: RefSeq, a predicted model, not a curated record